AUGGGGACCCAAAGCUCCUUAAAUCGUUCUCCUCGCAACAAACCACAGGAAGCGUUGUUUCUUCGAAACAGCACCCCUGAAGUGGGAGUCCUAUCAUUUUAUGAUGUUUGGAAUCGCAGCUCCUGCCAGCCCAUGGAAAAACUGGUUUAUAUUGUGUCCGAGUACCCCAGUGAGGUGGAGCACAUGUUCAGUCCUUCCUGCGUCGCCCUGCACCGCUGCAGUGGAUGCUGUGGAGAUGAGACCCUUCAGUGUGUCCCAACAGAGAUGACCAAUGUCACCAUGCAACUCCUAAGGAUGACAUCAGGGGAGCAGGCAUCCUAUGUGGAGAUGUCAUUUGCUGAACACAGGAAAUGUGUGUGCAGGCUUCGCCAAGAGGUUCCAAAGCCAGGGAAGAGGAGGAGGCCCAAGGGAAGAGGAAGAGGAAUCAAGAUGAAGCGAGCGAGACACAGACUGAAAGACUGAUCUCUAUCAAAGAGGGCGAUGAUGAUGCACUUCUGUGGCCCUUCAGGAUUCCCACGACCCAAGAGAUUUUGCUUGGUUGCCGGCCUCUCCAAUUAAUCAGGGCAAGGGUGA
Euleptes europaea (tarantolino) is the source of this 573-nucleotide messenger RNA. It is a transcript of the gene PGF, whose product is annotated as placental growth factor. The record is from RefSeq and is a predicted model, not a curated record. Gene Ontology annotation, cellular component: membrane. Gene Ontology annotation, biological process: positive regulation of endothelial cell proliferation; positive regulation of angiogenesis; sprouting angiogenesis. Lineage: Eukaryota; Metazoa; Chordata; Lepidosauria; Squamata; Sphaerodactylidae. Gene Ontology annotation, molecular function: chemoattractant activity; vascular endothelial growth factor receptor binding; growth factor activity. Bases 1 to 462 code for a protein of 153 amino acids. The transcript has 7 exons.